Molecule: messenger RNA, 366 nt
Organism: Pipistrellus nathusii (Nathusius's pipistrelle)
Lineage: Eukaryota; Metazoa; Chordata; Mammalia; Chiroptera; Vespertilionidae
Source: the annotation of a GenBank genome assembly
AUGUCCUGUUGUGGCUCCGUCUGCUCUGACCAGGGCUGUGGCCAAGGCUGCUGCCAGACCACCUGCUGCCGCCCCACCUGCUGUGGCUCCUGCUGUGGCUCCAGUUGCUGCAGGCCUAUCUGCUGCAACUCUAGCUGCUGCCGCCCCUCCUGCUGUGGCUCCUGCUGCUGCCGCCCCACCUGCUGCAUCUCCAGCUGCUGCCGCCCCUCUUGCUGUGGCUCCUGCUGCUGCCGACCCUGCUGCUGCCCCUGCUGCUGCUUCCGCCCAGUCUGUGGCCAGGUCUCCUGCCACACCAACUGCUAUCGCCCCACCUGUGUCAUCUCCACCUGCCCCCGCCCCAUGUGCUGUGCCGUCUGUGACUGCUGA